Molecule: messenger RNA, 2988 nt
Organism: Gallus gallus (chicken)
Lineage: Eukaryota; Metazoa; Chordata; Aves; Galliformes; Phasianidae
Gene: PCDHA3
Product: protocadherin alpha 3
Biological process (GO): homophilic cell-cell adhesion
Cellular component (GO): plasma membrane
Molecular function (GO): calcium ion binding
Source: RefSeq, marked validated
AUGGUCGGCGUUGGAGCAACGCGGCGGAGCUGGGCGGCCGCGGUGGUGGUGCUGCAGGCGGCCUGGGCGCUGGUCGGCGGGCAGGUGCGGUACUCGGUGCCGGAGGAAGCCGAGGCCGGCACGGUGGUGGGGCGGCUGGCGCAGGACCUGGGCCUGGAGGCGGGCGAGGCGGAGGCGCGGCGGCUGCGUCUGGUGGCGCGGGGCCGGCGGGCGAGCGUGGAGGUGAGCGGGGCGAGCGGGGCGCUGGUGGUGAGCUCGCGGCUGGACCGGGAGGAGCUGUGCGGGAAGAGCGCGCCGUGCGCCCUGCGUCUGGAGGUGCUGCUGGACCGGCCGCUGCGCGUCUUCCACGUGGAGGUGGAGGUGACCGACAUCAACGACAAUGCCCCGCGCUUCCCUGCCGCCUACAAAAACAUCAGCAUCGCGGAAUCGUCUCUGCCCGGGUCGCGUUUCCCUCUGGAGGGCGCGUCAGAUGCGGAUAUCGGUUCGAACGCGCAGCUCUCCUAUUCACUGAGCCCCUCCGAGCACUUCGCUCUGGAUGUAAAAUCCCCUGAUGACAACUUGAAAUCCCUUUUCCUGGUGUUAACGCAUCCUCUGGACCGCGAGUCGCUGUCCGAGCACCGCUUGGUGCUGACGGCGAGUGACGGGGGCAGGCCGGCGCUGACGGGCACGGUGCAGCUGGUGAUCUCGGUGCUGGAUGCGAACGACAACGCGCCGCAGUUCAACCAGUCGGUGUAUAAAGUGCAGCUGCCGGAGGACGCGGCGGAGGGUACUCUGGUGGCGCGAGUGGCAGCCACGGACCCAGACGUGGGAUUUAAUCAGGAGUUUUCUUACAGCAUCGUCAGUUCUGUUCCUGCGUCUCAGAGCGAUGCAUUCAGCAUAGAUCCGCGGACGGGGGAGAUCAGACUCACGGGCCCCUUAGAUUUCGAGGACGUCCUCCAACACGAGUUGCAAAUCGAGGCGAGAGAUAAGGGAACGCCCCCGUUGUCGGGCCACUGUAGCGUCAUUUUGGAGGUGCUGGACGUGAACGACAACGCGCCGGAGGUGUGGGUGACGUCGCUGUCGGUGCCGGUGCCCGAGGACGCGGCGCUGGGGACGGUGGUGGCGCUGCUGAGCGUGUCGGACCGGGACUCGGGGCCGAACGGGCGGGUGCGCUGCGCGGUGCGGCCGCCGUCGCCGUUCGGGCUGGUGGCGACGUUCGCGGGCUCGUACUCGCUGGUGCUGCGGGAGGCGCUGGACCGGGAGCGGGUGUCGGAGUACGAGGUGGAGGUGCGUGCGGAGGACGGCGGGGCGCCGCCGCUGCGCGCCAGCCGCGGGCUGCGGGUGCCGGUGUCGGACGUGAACGACAACGCGCCGGCGUUCGCGCAGGCCGUGUACACGGUGCUGGCGCGGGAGAACAACGCGGCGGGCGCGGAGCUGGCGCGGCUGUGGGCGCGGGACCCGGACGAGGCGGGCAACGGGCGCGUGAGCUACUCGGUGGCGGAGGGCGGCGCGGGGACGGGCUCGGGGUGGCGUCCGGCGUCGAGCUACGUGUCGGUGGACGCGGAGAGCGGGCGCCUGCGUGCGCUGCGUCCGCUGGACUACGAGGAGCUGCAGGUGCUGCAGUUCGAGGUGCGGGCGGUGGACGCGGGGGAGCCGCCGCUGUGCGGCAACGCCACGGUGCAGCUGUUCGUGGUGGACGAGAACGACAACGCGCCGGCGCUGCUGCCGCCUGCGGGCGGCGGGCCGUGGCCCUGGGCUGCGGGCGAGGCGGCGGAGCCGGGGUCGCGGCCGCCGGGCUCGGCGGGCUCGGCGGGCUCGGCGGGCUCGGCGGUGUCGUCGUGGUCGCUGUGGGCGCGGGCGGCGUGGGGCACGCCGGCGGGGCAGGUGGUGGCGAAGAUCCGCGCGGUGGACGCGGACUCGGGCUACAACGCGUGGCUGCGCUACGAGCUGCGGGAGCCGCGGGGCGAGGGCCCGUUCCGCGUGGGGCUGUACAGCGGCGAGGUGAGCACGGCGCGGGCGCUGGAGGAGGCGGACGGCCCGCGGCAGAGGCUGCUGAUCGUGGUGCGGGACCACGGGGAGCCGCCGCGCUCGGCCACGGCCACGCUGAGCGUGUCGCUGGUGGAGGGCGCCGAGGCGGCGCGGGCGGCUGUGGGGGCAGGGGCGGUGUCGGUGUCGGCGGGGGCGGGGCUGCGGCCGGCGGCGAGCGCGGAGGGCGGAUCUGCGGCGUCGGGAGCGUCGGCGGCGACGAACGUGUGGCUGGUGGUGGCCAUCUGCGCGGUGUCGAGCCUGUUGGUGCUGGCGGUGGUGCUGUACGGGGCCGGGCGCUGGGCGCCGCGGGCGGCGGUGCUGGCGGGGCCCGGUCCGGCGACGCUGGUGUGCGCCAGCGAGGUGGGCAGCUGGUCGUACUCGCAGCGCCAGAGCCGGAGCCUGUGCGUGGCCACGGACGGCGCGGGCAAGAGCGACCUGAUGGUGUUCAGCCCCAACUGCCCUCCGGCGCCCGGCCCCGCGCCGAAGGAGACGCCGCAGGAGCCUCCCUCUUUGCUGGACACGCCAAAACACCCCAAUCCUGACUGGCGCUACUCCGCGUCCCUAAGGGCGGGAAUGCAAAGGGUGCUGUGCAUAUGGAGGAGGCAGGGAUCUUACGUGGAGGACCAGGAGGGCCUGACCAGCAGUGGCCAACAGUCUCCAGUGCUACUCCAGCCUGAGGCAGGAGAGGUGUCCCCCCCGGUGGGAGCUGGUGUGAACAGCAACAGCUGGACCUUUAAAUUUGGACCCAGCAAUUCGAAACAAGGUGGUCCUGGUGAGUUGCCAGACAAAUUCAUUAUCCCAGGAUCUCCUGCAAUCAUCUCCAUCCGGCAGGAGCCACCAAACAGCCAAAUUGACAAAAGUGACUUCAUAACCUUUGGCAAGAAGGAAGAGACCAAGAAAAAGAAGAAAAAGAAGAAGGGAAACAAGACUCAGGAGAAAAAAGAAAAGGGCAACAGCACCACUGAGAACAGUGACCAGUGA